Molecule: messenger RNA, 3824 nt
Organism: Syngnathoides biaculeatus (alligator pipefish)
Lineage: Eukaryota; Metazoa; Chordata; Actinopteri; Syngnathiformes; Syngnathidae
Product: tomoregulin-1-like
Exons: 10
Coding region: 282-1367 (361 amino acids)
Molecular function (GO): protein binding
Source: RefSeq, a predicted model, not a curated record
UGAUCACCACGAGGGCUCCCCGCCACAUCGUCUGAGUUCUCCUCUUUGUUCCUCCGACCCGGCGGUUCUGCGCAUGCGUUCUAUUCUUCCGGAAGUAGGAGGUGCCUCCCGCAGGAAAACGCGCGCGCGCGCACGUCGAGGAGCAGCCGGAAUGCUGGACUUCUCGUGAACGUCCUCUCCUCCUUCUCCUUCUCCUUCUCCUUCUCCUUCUCCUCCUCCUCCUCCUCCUCCUCCUCCUCCUCCUCCUUCUCCUUUUCCUCCUCCAUUUUUCGUCCUCCGUGAUGGCGCUCGGCUGCCGCGUGCGCGCGUGCGCGCCGUCUCCGCUGCUGCUGCUGCUGCUGCUGCUCGGCGUGCCCGCGGCGCGCGCGUCCUACCAGCCUCAGGGUGGCGGAGAGUGCAAAGGGAAAGCGUGCGCAGGCGUGGCGGAGAAGAAGAGCGACCUCCGCGUGUGCGACCAAUCCACGUGCCGCUUCGGGGGCGUGUGCAGAGACGACCAAUCGCAGCUCAAGUGCGUUUGUCAGUUCCAGUGCCACAAGAACUACGUGCCGGUGUGCGGCUCCAACGGCGACACGUACCAGAACGAGUGCUACCGGCGCCAGGCGUCCUGCAAGCAGCAGCGGCUCAUCGCCAGGGUGGCGCACGGACCUUGUUCUGACGAUCCUGGCUCGGGCUCGGGACAUCCCGACGACCAAGAAGAAGGUUCCGCUUCGGAUGCGAUCAAGCGGUUGAGCAAGUGCAGCACCUGCAAGUACGGAGCAGAAUGUGACGAGGACGCAGAAGAUGUAUGGUGCAUCUGCAACAUCGACUGCAGCGGCCACAACCAGAACGCCGUUUGCGCCACCGACGGCAACUCCUACAACAGUCCGUGUUUGGUCCGGGAGGCGUCCUGCAUGAAGCAGGAGCAGAUCGACGUGGAGCACCUGGGCCGCUGUCCAGCCGACAAAGACCAAAUUGGCAGGAAGGACGACGGAAGCCCUUUCAAAGUAAAGAUCCCGGAAACCAAAGGACUGGAGCACGGGGACGGCUUCUACGCCGGAACGGCCAACUCCUGCGGCGACUCGCGCCCGGGAUUCUGUCUGCACGGACGCUGCGAAGUGCACCACAACCUGCCCACCUGCAGGUGCGAGUCGGGCUACAAAGGCGUCCGCUGCGACGAGCUUCAGGACUUCAACGUGCUCUACGUGGUCCCCAGUGGCCAGAAGCUGCAUUACGUCCUGAUCGCCUCGGUCAUCGGCGCCGUGCAGAUCGCCGUCAUCGUCGCCGUCGUCAUGUGCAUCAGCAGGAAAUGCCCAAAGAACAAACGCGCUCGUCGGCACAAACACAACGUGGGACACUUUUCUGCAGACUCGAACUCUCGGAUGGUAUAACCUCCUCGUCCUCGUCCUUUUUCUUCUUCUUCUUCUUCUUCUUCUUCCCUUGGAAAAGCGUCGAGGAAGAAGAAGCCGAGCGUCUGUUGCCUUACGUCUUCUUUUUGCUCUGCGGCGGGCGAGCGGGGCGGCGCUCGCCGUUUUUGCCGAAUGUUGUCGGACUCCCGCGCGGCGGCCGACGAGGACGACGACGACGAAGUUCUUUCUUUCUGAUCGUCGUAACGUCAAAGUAUUUUCUUGUCGUGCGGUUCUCCUGUUGGACUCGAGUUGGCAUGGCAACCGCUGUAAAAUGUUUCACGUGUUCCAUUUCAUUUUUGACUCUGAAUUUAUUUUGAAGGCCGUUACAGGAAGUGUCAGCCGUCUGCUGCUUUUCUUCGGGCGCUUCCGGCGGCCGUCCGCCGACUUUUUGGGCCUACGGAAGAAAAUAUUCCUGCCGUCCUAAAAAAUGAAACCUAAUGAAAAUGAAAAAGUUGCCCCUUAUCCAGAAAACAAGUCGGAAGGUAGCAAAAGGAAGUUUUGGGAGGAAAGGAAGCCGCCAGAGCGGCUCGGUGGCGCCUCGGCAAACGUCGAUUCGCACUCGCGGUGGAAAGAAAAUAUCAGCUGGGGGGGGGGGGGGGCUAUUGAGCCGUUAAGCUGCUUUGCCACGCCAACGUUAGUGUCGUGGUGAGCGUUUUGUGCGUUUGCAGGUUUUGCGCGAUUGUGUUGUUGUUUUUGUACACUACAAUUCUGUUGAGUGAGUUCCCGCAAUUUCGACGCUCUAACGCCGACUUAGUUAGUAUCAAAGAGGCGGCCGAGCCCCUCUCUUUGUUGCGUCGACCGCCGAAAGGUGGGCGGAGCUCUUCGCUAGUGACGUAGAUAAGCUGGAGAAAUGCCAACGAGUUCAUUUCCGACACAAAAACGUCUGGGAAGCGGGAGUGCGGCUACCGCUCGAAUUCAUAUUUCAACGUUUGCCGAGGCACCGUAGAGAUAACAUUACAUUCCAAACAAUACAAAAAGUUGGUAAAAAAUAUUGUAUGUCCGCCUUAAAAUAAAAAAACAAAACGAGUUGGGUUGUUUUGGGGGUUCUGCAAUAGAUUCCUCGCAUUUUAUUCAAAACACAACUUCCCAAUCCUGCUGUUCUCCAUUUCAUGCUGAAAAACAAGUAUGAAACUAUAUUUCCAAAAAGGAUCCCUUUUGUUGUAAAAAAAAGAAAAGUAUUUACGUGACAGGUACGUCACAAUCAUAUCAAAGCUUUCAAUUGUCUGAAGCUUCGGUCUGGAGCAGUACUUGGUUUACUCUUUUGCGUUUAUUUAUCUACAGCACUAAAAUCAAAUGUAUGAAACAAUCUCGAGACCCCUUGGGGUUUCCGGGGACCCCAGUUUGAGAACCACUGGUUUACAUGAUUGCCCCCCCCCCCCCCCCCCGUCAUUUAAAAAAAAAAAAAAAACUUCCAAGCCGUCAUCUUAAAAGUACGUUUUUUUUUUCCCCCAAUCUUUUAUAAUUAAGUGGUGAAAAGUUUAGCGAAGGUGAAAUGUGGGACGUUUUGUGGCAAAGAAAGCAACGUGACGGCGGUGAAGACGACAGUAAAGCAGCUAAAGUCAGCGAGCUAACGUUCUAGCGAGCCCAAACGCACGAAUAGAACAAAAACAUUUGGGAUCGUACGCUACGCUUAAGUCACGACUACGCUACGUUACAUGACAGUAUGUUACAUUUUGUACGUUACAUAAGUUCCAUGGUUACGUACUCUACGUUGUCUAUGUUCACGUUCUGCAUGCUCCACGAGUUACAAGGUAGCCAUUGCCUUCUGCACGUGUUGCGUACAUUUACAAAAACGGGACAUCACGUUAGGGACUGGAACGAGGAGCUUCGUGCUCGCUGGAUACAAAAACAUUUUCACUUGCUCUAUUCUGGUUAGCAUGGUCACGCUAACAAGGUUAAUCAACUGCAUCCGCAAACACACACGUGUGAGCUUGUCUGGCAAACUGUCAAACUAACACACACACACACACAAGUUUUUGAGUCCUCCAUUUUACUCUCAGGCUGUUAGCGCUUAGCACGCUAGCUACCGUUUUUUUUUUUUUUUCUUUUGACCGGACAAAUGUUUUUGAGUUGCUUUUUUUGCGAUGUUGUCGAGAGCCAAAGUGACAAUCGUCAUCAAACGUCUGUCAGUUAUUCAAUUAUUUAUUUGCGGUUGGAAAAGAAACAAUGGUAGUUGUCAUGUGUCGUGUUCGUUAGCUUUAGCAUGUAGCAUAGCGGAGGUAAGUGGGCGGGGUCCAGACGUGAUGAGUUGGCAAACUUUUUGUCAAGUUUAUUUUUUAGGGGAGGAGCUCAACACCAGCAAAAAAACAAACAAACAAAAAAAGCCCCUCCCUCCCUGAACGUUUGUCUUGUCGUGAUCGGUCGUCUUAACGUGACCUCAAUGUGUUGUCGUGCAUGAAAUGUUUCAAUAAAAACUCAUGUUGACUUUUCAAACAAAAA